Molecule: messenger RNA, 1113 nt
Organism: Liolophura sinensis
Lineage: Eukaryota; Metazoa; Mollusca; Polyplacophora; Chitonida; Chitonidae
Exons: 4
Coding region: 100-378 (92 amino acids)
Source: RefSeq, a predicted model, not a curated record
AGUCACUGGACCCAAGACGCCACGUGGUAAUGUUUACUAUCGGGUUUUCGCAGAUUUCGUGUGUUAACACUUAAGCGAAAGUCUUUUACCCGCAAGACAAUGGUUACCAUAGCUUCUCAGCUGGAGUCAAGAGAAAAACAGCUCAGUCACUGUGAGAAGGAGCUUGACAGGGUACAGACCUCUUUGAGACUAGGUGGGCUGACAGAGGAACAUAGGACCAACCUUCAAGAUAAGGAAAGAAGUCUUAAGAGGGAAAUACAUUCUCAUGAAAAGAAAAUGAAAGAACUACGCAAAGAGAACUGGAAAUCUGCCGUGGUGUCUGUAAUUUUACUAGGCUUGAUAUUCAUCCUAUACAAAUAUCUUACAACUGAUUCCUGAUGAUGAAAAGGUGAUGCUGUAGUGGAAGUGUAGACUGUCAUGGAUGAAUUGUGCGCAUGAAAGAAUGGUAUGAAAAAAAUAUGGUCGGUCAUAAUGUGUAAUCUUUGUUCACUGGAAAUAUGUGAUUAUGUAGUAAAAUUUUUGCCGGACCAUUUUUGUCUGUUUUUGUAGUAUACCUACCUAUUUGUCACAUACAGUUCUUGUACAUAAUGAUGGCAUUGUAGCCUUUGAUAUACACGAGCAUGUGUAAUGUAAAUAUGUAUUUAAUCUGAUCGUGUCCAUUUAAAUAAAUGUGAAAGAAUUGUAUGUAGUGAUAUUCAUGCGCAAGUUUCUUAUUUCUGUAUUUGUGACAUAACCCAUAUCCCAAACUGUAUUUUAAGUUAUUCAGGGCCAAUCAUACAUGUGUUUCUAAUAUAUAUGUUGUUUGUGUUAUCUUUGUAUUAAAUUCUAUCAUUGAUUUUUUUCAUCUUGAUUUCACAAGUAAGUGCUCUUCUUUCGCAAAGUCCGCAGUCCUACACAUAUCGUUGAUUAUGUUGACCUGAAAUUGGACAGAUAUACCAUGGCAACAGCUCUGUGGCACUGCCAUACAUGCAGUAUGCUAUCUUGAGACUGAAGUAUCUGUUAAAGUGUCCCUUAGCUGGUUGUUGUCUAUAAUUAAAGCCAUAUUUUUGACAAUCCUGAAGACUUCCACACAACAUUGUUACCUGGUUUCUGACAGGUAAAAAGUCACAAACA